Messenger RNA from Suillus plorans, 6198 nucleotides. RefSeq names its product Fph type histidine kinase. Gene Ontology annotation, molecular function: dolichol kinase activity; protein binding. The record is from RefSeq and is a predicted model, not a curated record. Gene Ontology annotation, biological process: phosphorelay signal transduction system; dolichyl monophosphate biosynthetic process. The transcript is spliced from 31 exons. Gene Ontology annotation, cellular component: endoplasmic reticulum membrane. The coding region runs from base 1 to 6198 and encodes 2065 amino acids. NCBI's taxonomy places the organism in Eukaryota, Fungi, Basidiomycota, Agaricomycetes, Boletales, Suillaceae.
AUGAUUGCGCUAGCACUAUUAUACUCGGCCUUGCGGCAGGUUCACUCCCCUUCUUCUGAUCCCAAUCUUCCUCCACCUCAUUGGUUGAUAGAAGCCCCCAGUGUACUCCAUAACCCUCGAUCACCUGAUUCCGCGAUCGAUGCUCUCAUACAAUCUCGUCGUGGCCUAGUGGACUAUUCCACAAUGUGUUCGUUUAUAUUACUGGCCCAAGUAUGUUCGUCGUGGAUCAUUGAGACACGCUAUCGCGGACGUCCUAGCGUCCCUGAGGGAGAGCGGGGCUCUGUUCCUCGUAGUGAAAUGCGUAGAACAUGGCUUUACGUGCUCUUCACUUUCGUCAUGACCAUGUUGGCCAUGACUGUUCGAUACCUUUUUGCGCUGGUGGAGAUUCCUAUAUGGCGAAAUAUUAGCUAUCUCGAUAUUGCCAUCGGCUCGUUGUUCUACCAACUUUGCUUAUAUAGCGCCCUUCGCCUAGCGCAUGGUGGGUUCACGCUAGGUGAAUUGGCCCUUGUCUGCUUUGGCGGGCUGUCCUUGGCUACGGAGCUGCUGGGAUUGACUAGAGCGAGGAUAUGGCCGAAAACAGCACCAUUCAUCGAGACCUACCGCCUGCCAACACCCCUGUUGAUUUUCCAGAUUGCGCUGAUCGCAGGUUCUUUCAUUACUGGCUUCCUACUUUCUCCUCUUCUCGCCCUAUCACGGCAUAUCGCGCAACGACCGGUGAGGCGUCUUCGACUUCCACAGGAGAAGCAACAGCAUCGACGAGCUCUUGCCGCGGGUUUUUACAUUGGAACGAUAAUCAUUGUCGUUGGUCUUAUUGGUUGGUGGACGUGGUGGAACCUCGGACGUAGAAAUCCGUGGUUUUGGGCUAUCCUUUGGCUUCUUGAGGGGCGUAAGAAGUGGAGUCGGCCCAUGCUUCUUGCCUACUGGGGCCUUCUCGGAAGCAUCAGCGUUGCCGGAUGGAACCGACAGCUAUCGAGGUCAAGGCGGUACAGACAUAGAAACACGAGUGGGGGUACGCAAGAUAAUGUGAUCGUUCCAUUUGCUGUGAACUCGAAUCAGAAACCACAAACGGAGAUAUCUUCACCCACUCCCACCACUACACUUGGGCUUACAUUCCCCAACUUGGCUAAUCUCUCUAAUCUGUCCAAUGGUUCGCAAGUCGCCACAGAAUUAUUGGAUGCCGCGGAUAAGCACGUUCCUACACUCGGUAUCAACGCGAGGCGCAAGUUCUUCCACGCGUUGGCAGUUGUUAUGUUUCUACCUGGUGUGGCUGUUGACCCUGCAUUCACUCACUUGUCCUUCAGUGCAGCAUUUGCGCUCUUCAUCUUUGCAGAGUAUGUUAGAUACUUCGCCAUUUAUCCUUUUGGUGCGGCUGUGCACCUGUUCAUGAACGAGUUCCUUGAGCAAAAGGACAGUGGAACUGCCAUCCUCAGUCACUUUUAUCUGCUUACUGGUUGCGCGGGCCCAUUGUGGCUUGAAGACCCAUCGCAGUUGCUGCAAUACACCGGUAUCCUCGCUUUGGGUAUUGGCGAUGCUCUGGCAUCUAUUAUUGGGAAACGUGUUGGUCGGCACCGUUGGUCUUCAUCGUCCUCUAAAACCCUAGAAGGUAGUGCUGCAUUUGUGAUGUCCCUCGUGGGUUGCGCGUGGCUUUUGAGACUUUGCGGACUUACGGAAGAAUUUUCGAAAAAGAAUGUAAACAAAAAUGGAAGGCCUACCUGGUGCCUGACGUCAAAUGAGGCACGGGGUUGUGUUGGUGGGGCGCUUAGUAAGCAUGCCAAUAACCCUUCUUCGAUGAAGGCGACCGACUUCACAAAGAUUCCUCUCUACUCUACCAUCACCACCGACGGCACUGGGCAUUUUGUCCUCAACCUCCCUACUGGUGCUGUAGAUACACUGCAUUCGUACUGCAUAAACACUUCGGACUACUACCAUGCAAUCCUCGACAAUAGCAGAUACAGCUCUAGAUUCACUUCCAUCGUCUCUAUCUCUCGCAAAGCCUUUUUCUUUGCCACCAACGUUUCAAAUGCCCAUUCCACGUUUGCCCAAGCGACUGCCUCUAUGGCAGAGGGCACUCAAUCAUACCUACCCCCUGCGCCCCAGGUGGCAUGUUUACACGAUAGUCACAUCCCCAGGAGCCUGGAUCCUCGUUUUUCUUCAAAGGAUGUAGAUGAUACUCGAGACACCGAUGCUUUAUCCAUGAAGUCAUUCGAAGUACGCACUGCAGACUUGGCUCCAUCUGGUAGUCCUUAUGAAACACUUGCGGCCGCGGCAAGUACUCUUUGUGCUACCCGACCCGACAUCGAUGCAGCCGAGCACGACUGGGCUACCUUCAUGACUGCAUACGCAUUGGGUCAGUGGCACCCUCAUCAAACGCCUCGUCAUCCGCGUUCAAUGAUGUCAACUCUUAUCAUGCGAGAGAGUUCUCCGCGAGACAAUUUUGCGUUGAGACAUGAUCCUGCACCGAUCAUAAUCGAAUCACGGCAGCAUUCGCCCCCUGUAUCACCUGCUUACCACACUUUUAUUUCUUCCUCGGUUUCCAAUUGCAGUAGCAAUGAGACAGAGUUCAAGCCCGCUGCAGAGAAAGCGGUGAUGGUCUCUGAUUUUCCCUCAUUCAUCUAUCCUGACAAACUAUUGUCAAAGAUUACACCAAAGUCAUCGUCGCUUAGUGGCCGCAGGUUCCGCAAGUCAUUCACAGAUCUGCGACACGCAACAGGAGGGCAGCCAAUGCAUCUCCCUUUAGAUGGGACACAAAGUUUUAGCAUUAGUCCGGAGGCAACUGCUGCGGCUGCAACCAUGCGAUGGGCAGCAGCACGCGUUAAUUUGUCUCCUCUUGCGUUGCCCUCUCCUGAGCAUGAGCUAACAGAUCCAAUGCGAGGUGUACAUGCAGCAAUACCAGGAUCACAUCCGGCUACCAGUAGUCCCCCUGCCCAUCCGACAACGCCCGGCAUGUCUCGCAUCCGCGCAGGCAGCUUCUGGGAGGGCACACAAGAUGUGGAAGAUGAAUCAACGGUGCCCACCCUACCCGGAUCAUUACCCAGAACACCCCUGCGCAACAUAGCUGAGGGAGAGUUAUAUGUGUCUCUUCCCCCGCCAGCAUCUGUUCCAUUGCAGCGUAAUUAUUCACCUGAGCCGACAGAGGAAGGCGAUUACUUCACCGCAGUCAGUACAUCCGCUUCAGAGCCAUUUCCCAUGACCCCCGACCCCGCUCAACUUUGGCAGGACAACGGCAGAGAUCGUGGCUUACCAGGCGGAAGAUCAGUAUGCGACUCCGUCAAUAGCUUUCGUGCUGGUCGGUCUGCGAAGGAGGAGCAGAUGUUCCUAGAUCUUGGCUAUUUAGCGCCGCCGAACCCUCCGGACGAGCUCGAGCGAAGGCGCGCUCUAUACAAGUUUAACCUCUGGAACACCGGGCCCGACAUCAACUUCGAUCGCAUUGCACAUCUGGUCAAACUUGUGUUCAACACGAAAUGCGUUUACAUAUCCCUCAUCGAUGGCACAGAUCAGUGGGAUGACUCUAAAGCGCAGUGCAAGAUUGACGUCCUUCUGUGCACACGCUAUAUUGCAAAGAACUUCAAUCUUACUGUCCGCAGGGGUGAUGAACCAACUGUUAUCCUGGACACGAAGUUAGAUUGGCGGUUUGCUAAGAAUCCUCUGGUUACCGGAUUUCCAAACGUUCGCUUUUAUGCUGCGGCUCCUUUGAGAACCUCCGAUGGAUUCAACAUUGGCAGUCUUUCUUUGAUAGACGAUUCACCCCGGCAGGAUUUCGCCCCGCGUCAACGACACACUCUGAAGGAAUUUGCGGCUGUUGUGAUGCGUGAGAUGGAAUUGUGGCGUGAUAAAAUCCAACUGCGCAUACGAGACAAAAUCCAGACCUCCAUGGAGCAAUUUAGUCGAGAGUGCCUUGAGAUCGACCAGAAAGAUGCAAAUAUGGAUGACGACCCUUACGCUAACGCAUCCAUGGACAGAGUGUAUGAUCGUGCAGCCAGACUUGUGAAGCGCACUUUAGAUGUCGAGGAGGUGGUGGUAAUGGAUGUUUCACACUGCGAAGUACUGGAGACUCUCAGUGCCGAAGCAACGAUAUCUGUUGUCAUGCAUCGCGGGGAUCCACAACCCCGAUCAACAUCUCGCACACUGACAGCUGAUGAAUACCACAAGCUAAACGUGUUCUUUGAUCAAUACCCUGACGGCAAAAUAUCUGAAGGCAUUUUACCAGUCUGCUUCCGUCCCUUCAUCCCAACGCACAUACAGUAUGCACUCACUGUUCCUGUUUUCAAUAUCGACAAAAGGCCAUUUGCCUUGAUUUGUGCUUACAAUGCCACUGAUUCAUCGCGGCGAUUUAUUCUCGCUGCGGCUGAAUUACUUUCCGAUACAUCGUUAAGCCAUAGCCAGACUUCAUUCCUGCACACCGUCCAGGCGUGCGGGACAUCACUUGUUGAAACGGUGAACCACGUUCUCGACUUUACGAAACUUAGCGGCAAUAUGAAAUCAGGUGGCGUGGACAAUGCCAUUACGAGAAGCAUUGUGGAUCUCGAGCAACUUGUUGAAGAGGCAAUCGACGGAUCGUGGAUUGGAUAUUGUGCUCGUACAUCUGCCAUUCGCGAGUCGGAAAUCGGGAGUGUUUAUGCUCCAGCACUGGAGCAACGAUCCUCGAGUGUCAUGGCUGCUCCAGCCUCUUCGAAGCAUGUGGAGAUUAUUGUCGAUAUCGACCGACGAGAAGGCGGAUGGAUUCUGAAGUGCGAUAAAGGUGGUAUUCGAAGGGUGUUGAUGAAUCUUUUUGGAAACAGCCUGAAGUUCACGACCGAUGGUUACGUUCACGUAUCUUUACGCCAAGUAUCUGCGCCAAAUGAAGAGCCUAGCAUGGUGGAGUUAUGUGUCAGUGAUACGGGAAAGAAUCACUUGUUCCAUCCUUUUUCUCAAGAGAACCCUCUACAAGCUGGGACAGGUUUAGGCCUUGCGAUUGUCAACAGCAUCGUCCAGUCUCCAAGCGUGGGCGGGAAAGUGGAAGUAUCCAGCGAAGAAAACGUUGGUACUGAUAUCAAGAUCACCUUCCAAGCAGAAUCUUUGGAAGAUGGCGCAAGUGCUCUUCAAACUCCUUUCAUGUUUGAUAGUGCUAUCCCCACCGUCACCUUCCUCGGGUUCAAGCAGAAGAGCAAAGGUGUUCAGAUGCUCAGUGAUGUACUUCGCAAGUACCUCCAGGACUGGUGGGGAUUCAGAGUGCAGACUGACGGAGGUGAGUUGAGCGACAUCGUGAUCAUAAACGAAGACUCGUCACCUGUUGUUACCGCUCUUGAGAAAAUGGACUACCGUCGGUCGUUCAUCAUCUUGUCUUCAAGUAGAGGUAGCCCGAGGGCCAUGGGGAUUUGCAGUUCUUACGAGAGCCUUGGUGGUUUCUGUCGCAUUGUUCACAAACCAGGAGGGCCUUUCCGAUUGCGCGCUGCGCUGAAACAACUACUUCGAGCCAGGCAAAGACGUCAACAACGUCUGCCAAGCUUUGCCAGCUCAGUGACCGGGAUCUCAGAUGAUAGCAUCUCUCUGCACUCCUGCAUGCUUACAGACGACUUAACGAAUCCAGACCGGCAUCGCCGAACGAGCAUUGACUGGGGUUCACACAGUCGCUCAGCUCUCGCAUUUCCUAACUCCCCACCUGAAAUGCCUGCAUCGCCGGAUGUCGAGGAAGCGUCAUCUUCUCCGGAGAACACUGAGUCUGACAGCACAUCCUCGAGCACGUCGAAUUCAACAGUAACCAUCGGUACGGACGGAAUACUCUUGGAGUCAUCAAUCCGGACACUGGAUUUGAAUCGCCCUCGUCCGAAAAUUUUGGUGGUUGAAGACAACAACAUUUUGCGAAGCUUACUUAUUAAGUGGUUGAUGAAGAAGGGAUUUGAAUAUCGCGAGGCAGUCGAUGGUCGACAAGGAGUCGAAACAUUUGAAUCUGAAGGACCCUUUGACUCAUUACUCGAAUUCAGCGUCGUUCUUCUUGAUCUGUCCAUGCCUAUCCUCGAUGGGCUGGGUGCCACCGUCGAGAUUCGCCAGCUUGAAAAAGUUCGAGAAAGUCGGCAGCCGAGCGUCAUCCUAGCUUUAACUGGGAUGUCAUCCCUCGAAGACAAACGCAGGGCGUUCGAGGCUGGCAUGAGCGGAUACCUUGUCAAGCCCGUAGCAUUCAAAACGCUCGAAGAGAUGUUCCGCAAGAUAGGGCUCUCGUGA